AUGAUUCAAUCUGAGGCCGAUUCCAAGCUCAUACUUGCCAGAUCGGACGGUACUUAUCCCAACGAACUGAACGGGGAAUACUUCUAUCAGCGGGCUUUAGGGGGCGCCGGCUUCAUUUGUGCAGGAGGCGCCCUCAUUGAGCCACAGGGGACACCAAUGCGAGAAACCCCUCAAAUUAACACGCAUGAACACAUGCUUUCUUGGAAAAAGGUCGUCGACAAGGUGCACACUGUGCCUGGAUCGAUUUUCUUCUGUCAGCUCUGGCAUUGUGGACGAAUGACGUACAAAGACGCCAAAAUCCAAAGGGAUUACGGUAAACCUACCGUCGCGCCCAGCGCGGUUCAGGCUCGCAUGGGAAUUGCACCCGACAACGACGGAGUAUACGACUUAGAGCCAGGGCUCGACAAGGGAUAUUCAUUGCCAACGGCUAUUGAGGAUCCGAAAACGGUCGUAGAACAGUUUCGUCGAUCGGCUAUCUUCGCCAAAGCGGCUGGAUUUGAUGGGGUUGAGUUGCAUGGGGCAAAUGGAUACCUUGUGGCACAGUUCCUUGAUGAUGGUGCCAAUAUUCGAACAGACGCAUAUAGCGGUUCGGUUGAAAACCGAGCAAGGUUCUGUCUAGAAUGUAUCGAUGCUUUAAUCGACGUGUGGGGACCACAUCGCGUCGGCAUCAAAUUGUCUCCGGCUGUUGGUCGAGGUGAUCUGGGUAUGUUCCCAGUGGAAAGACAGGUUGAGCAAUUCACCUAUCUUAUCAAGGAGCUCGACAAGCGUCCCUUGGCAUAUAUCAACCUGGUCAGAUACCUUGAGUGGAUGGACAUGGAAGUCGACGGCAAGAUGCGCGGUCCUGUGCAUCCCGUGUGGGCGACUUACCGCCAUUUGAUCAAGAACGCAAAAGUGUUCUUAAACGGCGCCAUCUCUUUAGUUGAAGCCGAAGAGCUUCUGAAGGAUAAUACUGGCGAUGUUAUUGUCUUCGGUCGCCCAUGGCUCGUCAAUCCAGACUUUGCGAACGCAGCGAUGGCGGGAAAAGAAAAGGAAAUCUUGUUCGACUAUAACUUUGACUACUUUGCGCAGUACCCACCUGGAAACCAGGCUAAAGGAUACAUCGAUUACCCUUUCAUAACCUCGAACUACAGAGCUCCACAGUUGGCCGCAGGAAAGUUGUGA
Cladophialophora psammophila CBS 110553 is the source of this 1161-nucleotide messenger RNA. RefSeq lists its product as uncharacterized. The transcript has 6 exons. Gene Ontology annotation, molecular function: FMN binding; oxidoreductase activity. Bases 1 to 1161 code for a protein of 386 amino acids. NCBI's taxonomy places the organism in Eukaryota, Fungi, Ascomycota, Eurotiomycetes, Chaetothyriales, Herpotrichiellaceae. The record is from RefSeq and is a predicted model, not a curated record.